Molecule: messenger RNA, 1227 nt
Organism: Daphnia pulicaria
Lineage: Eukaryota; Metazoa; Arthropoda; Branchiopoda; Diplostraca; Daphniidae
Product: protein slit-like
Exons: 4
Coding region: 52-987 (311 amino acids)
Cellular component (GO): membrane
Source: RefSeq, a predicted model, not a curated record
GACAUCCAGGACGUCUUCUUCCGCACUCAAACCUUUCGACUCUAUUUGGUCAUGUUGUCUCCUUCCGGAUCCUCCAUCAGUUUACCCGCCGAUCUUUUGCAGGACAAACGAGCCGAAAACAUUUUCCUCAUUUGCCCACCCAACGCCUCGCCCAGCAUCGGACUGACGAUCGAUCCAGCGGCCUUUGAAUUCACGCGGUUCAACACGACCGUCUUUGGCAUAUUCAACUGCGAUCUGGCCGGACAGACGGACAUGCAAUUCCUGACGGACUUUUCGGUGCUCAAUACCCUCCGCUUCGAGAACACGUUGAAUCUUCAAGUCAUUGAAAAUCUGCCCAGUUUGCCGGCCCUCAAGAAGCUCAUCAUUUCCGGCUGCACUGGGCUGGAAACGGCGGCCUUUCCCGAUUUGACUCCGGCCCGGUUGCAGCGGCUCUACCUCAACGGCAACGGAUUGAGCGACGAAACGGCCAACGGCAUUUUGGUGUCGGUGGGCAGUUCGUCGUCGGCCAGCUCCUUGCAGGAGCUGAUCCUGGCCAACGACGGACUCACCCGAAUCCCGCGGAUUGGCUCAUUUUCCAAAUUGUCCGUCUACGACGUCAGUUACAACGUCGUGCCGUUCAUGAGCCAAUUGACUUUGGACUUUGGUGCCGUCGUCACUCUCGUCAGUCUCAAAAGUAAUUCACUAACAGCCGUCGAAAGCGGAGCAUUUCAAGGCGAUUUCACUUAUGCCCAAGUCAAUUUGGAGAAUAACAAUUUGAACGAAUUCCGAUCGGACGUUUUCCUGUCGAUGCUCCAACAGAUGGCGACGCCAUCCAGCGGAUCAGGCGGCCAAGUUCUCGUGACCGGAAAUCCUUUUAAUUGCGAUUGCGGUUUGGCUUGGCUGAUCCGCGACAAUCCAGCUCUUCUGCCCAGUGUCAGGAACGGAGUUUGCGGCGGAUUCUUCCGGUUCGAGGAUCUGAGUCCCGAUUCGUUUACAGAUUGCUUGUAAUAUCGUCCAUCAAAAGUGCUAUGCCCCCCUUUUUCCGGUCUCUUAAUGUUGUGUUGGGUAUUACAUAAGGUCACGGUCACACAGCCUUUUUUUAAUUUUAUUCUCUGCCCCGUUAAAUUUUUUUGUUGCCAUUUCAGCCUCUGCUCUCAGCACGUCGUUAAUAAGCGCCACUCACGUUCCUGUGUAAUUUAGUCCCAUUCAUUGUUGUACAAGUUCGUGAACUCCAUUUAGACUUGGAAU